CAUUUCCUCUCAUGAAGUAUGAUUUGUGAAGAAGAAGAUAAGUAAUUUGACAGAAAAUAUUUGUGAAAAGUAGUGUCUUUUUAUUAGGAAGGUUAAUCUAAUUGAUAACCCAAACAAAAUAUUGAUGUUUUGAUGAGAGUCAAUAAAAGUGAUAACCUUUUAUGCAAAUACUUCCGUAUUACGGCAAAUUAAACAAUGUCAGAGAUUGUAAAUCACGAUAUUCCCGGACUGAAACAGAAAAAAGUAUUUAAAAUUAUUGUUUUGGGUGAUUCAGGUGUGGGUAAGACAUGUCUGACUUAUCGCUUCUGUGAAGGACAGUUUUUAGAGAAAUCUGAAGCUACGAUAGGCGUUGACUUCAGAGAACGAACCGUGAAAAUUGCGAAUGAAGAUAUAAAGCUCCAGCUAUGGGAUACUGCAGGUCAGGAGAGGUUCCGCAAGUCCAUGGUGCAGCAUUACUACAGGAAUGUACAUGCUGUUGUUAUAGUCUACGAUGUCACUAAGCCAGAAACGUUUCAUUCCAUAGCGAGUUGGAUGCAAGAAGUGGAGUCUCACGGCCUGAUGGGAGCUCCGAGGGUUCUGGUAGGAAACAAGUGCGACUGUGGCACGCCAGAGUCGCGGCUGGCAACAACUUACGCGCAGCGGCUGGCAGAUAAAUACGGAAUGCCAUUGUUCGAGACGUCUGCGCUUCUUGAAUCCGAGUGUGACAACGUCGAGUCUAUAUUCAUGACGUUAGCGCACAAAUUGUAUUCGAAACAGUCUCUCAGAGUGGUGAAAGUAGCGGGUGAAGUGGGUCACGGAGUAGUGACACUGCCGCGACAGAGGAGGUCCGCGCCUUCCAACGACAACAGCUGCCUUUGUAGUUAAAUUAUAACACGAUAUAUUUCUGUGAGUUUUUUACGCCGGAAUCUAGAAUUAAUUAUUUUCCGGCGUAAAAAACAUGCAACACAAUUAUUUUGAAAAAAUCCAGUUGUUUGUUUCGCCUGACUAAGGAAAUAAGAUUAUGAAGCUGAAUAUAAUAAUUAUAGCAGCCCUGCAUUCUAUACUGCUGGGUAUGGAUCUCCUCUACUACAGAGAGCCUAGUGCGGAUUGCCAGACUUCACACACCCUCGAAAUUCCUAUAGAGAACUUUGAAGCUGAAACUGCAUCAUUUUCAUAUUAAAAUAUUGCUAAGAAUUAUAUGAGUGGAGUUCAGUUGUAAUCGGAAAUGUGUGGGACUGCUGUCCGUCCUAGCAUUUUACUUACUCUAGUUUGACAAGACAUUUAUAAACUUAAUUUUAAUCUGAACAUUAAAAAAUAAGGAUAUUCGUUACGUACGCUUAGGGUAGCUCAUAAAGUGUUCCUCUAUCAAAGUCGGUGCAUCAUUUUCGGUGUUGUGUCUAUAUGCAUUCAGUCUACUUGCUGCAAUAUUGAAUGGUGUUAUGUAAUGUAGGUAUGCUUUCUUAAUUUGCCGGUAAAAAUAGCUAGCGCAGUAUAGUGGUUUCGUAAGCUUUAUAGUUAUUGGCCAUAUUUAUGGGUUUUGCUUUUGGUAAACUCUAUGAAUCUUCGAUUUUACUGUCCCAUUAAUACCUAUCUCAAGUUUAAUACGCUCGAGCAAGGUUCAAAAUUAGUGAUGGACCCUGAAUUUGGCAAAACUUGUCUCCAGUCGUUGAAAAGAUUAUGUUCAAUAUAAUUUUACCGCUUGUAAGCUCUCUCGUAACAUUUACUAUAAGCAUAUUAUAAAGGAAAUAGUCGAUUGCGAUGGACAGAGAUAAAAGACGAGGGUGGGGAAAUGCUGGUUUAAUGAAAUACAAAAAUAUGAUUACUGAAUUUCUACCAAGGUUUAAGACCGAUAUUACACUGGGUUUGGAAUCUAUGUGAGCUAUUAUACGGUGAAUUCAACAGUUCACUCAGUAACCAUAGCACGAUAGAUAUCUGACUGUCGACUGAUCAAAUAGUAUAGAUUAUAGAUUGGGUCACAAUAUAUUUGCAUAAUAAAAUUAAAAGAUUGAUACAAGGCCACCGAUUGGACUGAUCGUGUAAUAACUCGUUGUUUAAAGGUUUAAAUAAAGUUUUAUACUCCAUACCAUCUUACUAUACUUGGUUAAAAUCAUGAACCCUGUAACAGCUGUCAAAGUAAUCUUUGUGGGAUUGGGAUAUUAACGAUAGAUGCUUAGUUUCCUGAUUGUUUAAGUUUUUUCGAUUGAAAUCAUGUUUUGAUUGAUAUGUUUUUUUUUAUUUCAUCUAAGGGGUUUUAAGGUGUAUAUUUAUAAUAUUUUAUAUUAAAAUAAUUUUAUUUUGUUUGCUAAAUCGAUAACUCAUAACACGUGGUAAGAAGCGUUAGUAUAACUGCAGUUGCAUUACUAACUAUGAUAUUUUUCAUUUACAUACAAACGACGUUAAUACAUUCUACCGUCCAAAAAUAUGAAAUUUUAAAUAAGAGCUGCCACAGGACGUCUCAAUUCUUAGAAAGCAUAAUAAAGGUUUUAUACAUGUGACAUUGUUAUACGGUAACAUGUCUUUUUAUGUCGACCGACAAAUAAUUUAUAAGAAACCAGACACACCAUUGUAGAACUAUGAGAGAUAUAUGCAACGUUUAUUAGUAAGGACCUUACCUUAGUCAUAAUCGAUAAAGGUGAUUAAAAGAACACCAUGUAUAUAUAAGUUUUACGUUGUAGACCAUUUUAGCCCCUUUUCCUUAGUGUAAGUUAUAAAAUAGAUUUACUAAUAAAUGUGAUUUAAUUAUCAUAAAAAAAUCCGGUGUAUAUUGAUAUCACGUUGAUUAGUAAAAAUGAAUAAAUUAUUAAAAUAAUAAUAAAAGUAUUGUCGGUUUACUGCGAGAACUCAUUAACUGACAAAUACAAAAGUAUGAAUUAGUUAUAUUGUUUUCCCUAUAUCCUAUUAGAUAUAAUUUUUAUUAUUAAAAUCAAGUGAGCAUGUUAAAUAUUAUAUUAUGUUCAGGGCGUUAUAAACUGUACUUGAUGAUUUUUUGCAAUUAGUGAGUUCUUUCAGUAAACCAACGGUAUAAUAUGUUGUACAAAUAUUCUGUGAGCCAAAUGUAUUAACUUGUGAUUGUACUAAGCUUAACCUGUGCCUGUGUUCUUAAACUUAAGUAUAACUCAUUUUUAUUUGUACAUUCCUGAGCAGUUAGAAUUAAUAUUAAAUUCAGGCCGUAUUCCGUCUAUAGAGGCGAAUCCGUUGUCUUGCAAUUACGGGCGUUCUAUUCGUAUGGCUGCUUUGAUAGCUGUAUAGGCAAGACAGUUGAAAAUCUCCUAUUCAAAGGACAUUAAAGCUGUCCUUCGAUUAAAACGCCUGUGAUUGCAAACAGACAGAUAUACCACCGUAGAAGGAAUAGGAGCCCUGACCUUAUAGUGAAAAUCGUGAGAUAUCGUAUGAUUACAUUGUAAUGUUAAUGGGAAACAAAAUAUCCCACAGUUGAAAAACACGUAAUGUUGAUGGGAAACAAAUUAUUAUUUCACAUUCGAAAACAGUGAGUUUUACAUAAUUAUCUGAAAAUGUUCAAAGGUAAGUCAAUUAAUUCUUCACCACUUCUCCUAGCUUCGCCUGCGUGAUAAAGGUAUUCUGUAAUAAAUGUGCUAUUGUAUUAUUUUCCGGAAUAAAUAAAUGGAUAAAAUUAUUUAUUCCGGAUAUCAACAUAUUGGCACAUAAUCCCAGUGACCACGAUGAGCCGAGGUUCAUAACCCGUCAAUGGGUUGCCCUCAGCAUGGUCGCUUUAUUUUCAAGGAUUUUUAUUCUCUUAAUGGUUUUACAAAUUUUAUCUAUAAUGUUUUAAAUCUGCCACCAAUAAGUUUAUAAUCUGCAGAUUACAACUAUGGCGGCUUGCAAGUGUGGUUAGUACUGGGUGUCAAGGGGGAGUGAGUUUCCGCUAUUUGAUACGUAGCUCGCUCAAUUUUCAAGGUUUGCGAGCGCCUGUAGAGCUCUCCAAAAAGUCCGGUGUGUUUGUAUAAGCCAGCCCUUGCUAGGCUACUAACCGUAUAAUCUGGUUAAAAAAAAAUAUGAACCAAACUUACUACAUACCAAAUUUCAUCAAAAUCGAUUUAUUAAUUUAACACUGACAGCUACAUACUUUCGCAUUUAUAGUAAUCAGCUUCCUUUGUUCGUCGACACAUGUUUGAAGAAUUAAUUUACGAGAAGUACCUUGUUAUACGUUUAAAACAGGGUAUGUACGGAUUCUUAACUUGUGACUCUGUAUGCAUAUAAAAAAGGAGCAUUGACAGCCACCUUGUAUAGAAUCGUAUCAAUGAAAUUAUAUUAGAAAAUUAUUUAUUAAAAUUUAUUUAAUUUUGUACCUUGUUUUUCCGACGAAUAAAACCGUAUGUGACCGGUUGAUAAUGGAAGAAUGUAAAUGUUAAGCGAUUAUUUAAUUAUAAGAUAUGUGUAAUUUAUUUUUGUAUAAGAUUAGUCCGAUAACACAAUGUUAGAGCGAUUACAAAUAAAAAUUAUUACGUCGUUAA
Molecule: messenger RNA, 4451 nt
Organism: Manduca sexta (tobacco hornworm)
Lineage: Eukaryota; Metazoa; Arthropoda; Insecta; Lepidoptera; Sphingidae
Product: putative Ras-related protein Rab-33
Exons: 5
Coding region: 196-864 (222 amino acids)
Biological process (GO): Rab protein signal transduction
Cellular component (GO): endosome; Golgi apparatus
Molecular function (GO): GTP binding; GTPase activity
Source: RefSeq, a predicted model, not a curated record